AUAUGUCGUUUCAAUUCGUUCAGAAAACUGAUUGCUACCUGCCAGGUACUUUUGUACAUGACUUUCCGGCCUCAAGCCAGUGCAUUGACUACGUGACAGAAACAAUAUAAAGCUCUUCGAUUUUAUUUCUACCUACCUCCCACACAGUUCUCUCCCACCCCUAGGUUUAGGCACCUUAGGUACCUAUUCACAUCUUAGACAUUAUGGAGUCUCAACCCUACCAACUACGGCCAUCACUUAGCCAUCCACUCCCCUAUCCGUCCUCUGCCUCGGAGAAGCGACAGCAUAGCAACUUGUCCGACGUCGAAAGUCCUCCCCAAAAGAGAUCCAAAGCCCCUUCCCAAGAUAUCCCCAGCAUACCCCCUCCCAUACCGCCACAUAAUACGACACAAGAACCCGGCUUUAUCUCCCGGAAUGAUCCCAGAAUAGCUGCUUGGCUUGAUACAUUUGACGAAGCAGACCCGCCAGAGACACCGAAGGCUUACCUCUACAGUUCAAAGUCCGAUGCCGAUAUUUGUUCCGAAACGGACUCUUGCGACACCGAAGAUUACGACACCGAAGACCAAAGCGAGGUGCAGCUUGGCAGCUAUCUUGGGAGAGCGACUUAUAAGGCAGAAUGGCUAAAAAGUCAUUCCUUUCGGACCUUGACGCUUCUUUAUAAUUCGAUUCGGAUCUUAUACUGGCGUGAUGCGACUCCUACAUGGGUAGAAGAACACCUUGAUACAAUCGAUACAUAUACCAAUAAUGAUAUUCCGGUCGAUUUCGCAGCCAUGCACCAAAGAUAUUAUCGGGAAUUUGCCUCGAAUGUUGAAGACAAACGGACCUGUUUGAAUGAAUUUUGCUACCUUAUGGGAAUUGAGUGGCUUGGUCUUGAUGGUGCUAGAAGGAUCCUUUUUUGGAAGGGAAGCUUACCUCCCAUAAAGGAUUACCCUAAGUAUACGUUACAUAACCCCAAACCCAGCCUGAUCUUAGGGUACAAUUUCUUGCCUAUGACAGAUGGCCUCCGGAACGAACGGUUUUCGAAGGUAUAUGACAUCCUCAAGUGUAUGCAUAUGUCCGCGGUUUCCUGCCCAUAUUUGAUCAUAGAGUCGGAGUGCCAUUUAGGCUCCCUCUUCGUAGCAGAGAACCGAUCCUUUGUCAGCGGCCGCAUAAGUUUGGACAGAAUCUGGUCGUUCCUCGGGGAUCGAGACCUGGUCUUCCUUCUGAGCACAAUGCCGAACUUUGCUAGGUUGUUCGUUAUGUGGCGAGACGUGGAAAAGAAAAUCACCCGUACGGGGGAGGUGGAAGAGUCUCCCGCAUAUCGCAUCAAACUUGUCGAUUCCUUUGACAUGGACAUGAUCGAGAAUGCUGAGAAACUUCGAAAUGCUAUCUUUCGUAUCCAGCAUUGGGCAAGAAAGGACAGACUACCUAGAAUUAUGGUUGGCCUCAGAAAGUGGAUGGCACAUGGUUAUCCUCGCCAUAAGUAUCAUCCAAUCGGACGUGAGAGGGUACCUAGAGAUUGAGAUUGGGUGGCUCGGUCUAGUUUACCUAGGUACUUGAGCUGCUUACCUCUUGUACAUUGAACAGGUCGGUAGAAUGUGCUCGGAUCUUGCUUAUUUCAAUCAUUACCUAAGGCAUAUAAUACUCGCCUUGUAUGAUUUGAUUACAGCUAUUUCUUACUUUUGUCAUUUCACGUGGCAAUGGGAAUUCGAAAUUGUUGAACGUUGGUUCUUGCUACCACGGAUUGGACUCUUAAAUUUGUUUUAUUUCCUUCCCAUUCUUUUUUUCCCCUUUAUUUCUUACUACAUGGUAUUUAGUCCAGUCGGGGUUUCAGUAGCCGCAUUCCCAGUGUUUCUCAAGGCGUAAAAAUAUCAGCAUACUUGAGUUCAAUUCGUAUUAGCUCUAUAGAAACUUGCUAUCUAACCCCCUAUGUCACUCCAAGU
Messenger RNA from Daldinia caldariorum, 1922 nucleotides. RefSeq lists its product as uncharacterized. The transcript has a single exon. Lineage: Eukaryota; Fungi; Ascomycota; Sordariomycetes; Xylariales; Hypoxylaceae. The record is from RefSeq and is a predicted model, not a curated record. The coding region runs from base 204 to 1502 and encodes 432 amino acids.